AUGGUGAUGAUUGGUUGGGGCUCGAUUUUAGAUCCGUUCGUCGGAUGUUGCAGGUGGUUCAGAACCACCACCGCGCCGGUGGAGGUCGUGAUGGUGUUGGUUAGAUUAGAGAUGGAUGGUAGUGGGGUAGGUGGUGGCGGUGGUGGUGGUUCUAGAGGGAGAAAAUUGCUCCAAAAUAAGCUAUCCCAAACACCCCUUAGAGGAUCGAACAACUGGAAAUUGAGGGAAUCAGAAGAAGAAGAAGAUAGCAGUGGAGUACAAGCGUUGAAGUAUAUUGGCGGAUUUGAUAUCAGUUUCUCUAAACAUCACCCCUCUUCAGCCUGCGGAACUCUCGUUGUUUUGGAUUUCAAAACCCUAGAUGUCCUUUAUGAGGAUUCCUCAAUCGUUACCAUCGAUGUUCCCUAUGUUCCUGGAUUUCUUGCCUUCAGAGAGGCUCCAGUAUUUGUACAACUUUUGAAGAAAAUGCAGGAUUCUUCUCAUCCUUUCUACCCUCAGUUGUUGAUGAUCGAUGGAAAUGGAAUACUUCAUCCUAGAGGCUUUGGCUCAGCUUGCCAUCUCGGGGUUCUUGCUGAUCUCCCCACAAUUGGCGUAGGGAAGAAUUUGCAUCAUGUGGAUGGUCUUACUAACUCCAGAGUAAGGGAGCUUCUAGAAGCUGAAGACAACUUCAACGUAGACUUCGUCCCUUUAGUUGGAGACUCAGGGAACACUUUAGGAGCAGCAAUACAUUCAAGUAAAGGGUCAUGUAAACCAAUAUUUGUUUCAGUUGGCCACCGUGUAUCUCUUGCUUCUGCUGUUGAAGUUGUUAAAAGAACAUGCAAAUACCGUGUGCCAGAGCCCAUCAGGCAGGCUGACAUAAGAUCAAGAGACUAUCUUCGGAAGCAUCAUUGAAUCAUUUUAGACGGUUAUCUCAAGAGACUGCCUACAUUCUACCUAUUUAGUGGGACCUACAUUAGGAGAAGGCGGCGGAGGGUGUUGAAAUACGUGGAGGAAAGAGGCAGAUGAUGAAGAGGAUGAUGAUGCUUACACGUACUGUCGUGAAUCGCUUCACCAUUGUUCAGUCACACUCUCUACGUUGUCACUCGCAAAGCCGUCGCCAGAUGAGCAUGGGAAGUGAAAGUCUUGUUAGCCGGCUUAAGAGUUGUGGAUUAUUACAAACCAAAGGUCUUAUUGGUGGGAAGUGGGUCGAUGCAUACGAUGGAAGGACCAUCGAGGUUCACAACCCUGCUAACGGUCAAGUUAUAGCCUCUGUUGCUUGCAUGGGAGACAAGGAAA
Molecule: messenger RNA, 1272 nt
Organism: Helianthus annuus (common sunflower)
Lineage: Eukaryota; Viridiplantae; Streptophyta; Magnoliopsida; Asterales; Asteraceae
Product: endonuclease V
Exons: 11
Coding region: 1-888 (295 amino acids)
Biological process (GO): DNA repair
Cellular component (GO): cytoplasm; nucleolus
Molecular function (GO): RNA endonuclease activity producing 5'-phosphomonoesters, hydrolytic mechanism; single-stranded RNA binding
Source: RefSeq, a predicted model, not a curated record